UCUCGCGCUGUCUCAGUGUACGAUCCCUGUAAGAAUCUUUUGGUUUGAAAAAGGAGUAAAGAAAAUUGCAAAUCCCCCAUAAUGAGCUUUGUCUUUCUCUGUCAGUCUCAGGUUUUUGACCUCUUGUAUGCCCCCCCUCCCCGUCUCUCUCUCCCUCUGCUUUCUUUGUUCAAUGUUUGCGCCUCUUCUUCACCUUCCCAACAGUAAUGAUCUGCUGGCUGUGACCAUCACCAUCGCUAUCAAUAUCACCUCGUCCUCCUGCACUCCCUCACACCCUUUUCCUCUUUUGUGAACACUGAAAAAAGGUCACUUCUUUCUACUUACUGAAUCAGAGUUUAAUGGUGGGUUCUGCUCUUUUUUCGUUUCCUUGGCUCUGGGAUGAUGGGGUUUGGUUCUGAAACUGAACUACCAUUCUCUUCCCGUCCUCCUAAACAUUCUCCUCUCACCCACCUAACAUGCUCUCUCUCUCUCUCUUGCAGAUAUUCCUUAUUGAUCUUUGCAAAUGCACAUUCUCUUCCUUAUCUUCACCUUCAACAGCAGUCAUGAACUCCCAAACUAGCUGAGUUCUUGAUACACCGUCUAAAAGCAGAGCAUUUUUUAACCCAUAAACGAUGCCCAGUCCCUCCAUUUUCUUCCUCACUCUGUUGCUCGCCAUUUCCACAGCCACCGCCAGAACCACCGACAGAACCACCGACAGCCACCGCCACCACCGGCGGAUCCUCCACCAGCCCUUUUUCCCACUUGACUCCUUCCCUCCAACUCAGCCUCCAUCAUCCUCCCCUCAACAACAGCCAAAGCUUCCCUUUUCAUCAACACCAACAACGCCCUCCUCAUCGUCUUCCGCUUCCUCAACCCCACAAAAACCGUUCUUUCCCACCAUCCCGUCGCCGCCGCCGCCUCCCUCCACCUACCUCGCCACAUUCCCCGCCAACAUCUCCUCCCUCCUCUUCCCUCACUCCCCUUCCUCCCCUUCCUCUUCCUCCAACCACCUCAUUGCCGUCGCCAUCUCCGUCUCUCUCCUCUCCGCCGCCCUCAUCCUUACCCUCGCCGCCUUCCUCUACUUCUAUCGCAAGCACCGCCAUCACUUCCCUCCCUCCUCCUCUGCCGCCGCAGCUGCUGCCGCCGACGAGAAGGAAUCAAGAAUCGACAGCCUCCGCCUUUUCCCGCCCAACGCCUCCUCAACCUCGUCCUCCUCCCCUGGCGUCGCCGCUCCGGCCCGGAAAACCCCCAAAUCUUCUUCCAACAAUACCAGCAGGGAGUUUCUCUAUCUGGGUACUCUGCCAAAUCCACAAGGACAGAGCGGCGAAAUUGCCACUCCCAAAUCCAGCAAUGCAAGUGCAAAGAUCAGCAUCAUCCCGGGCUUGUCUUCAGCUUCUGCGUACCAGAAGCUGGGCUCGCCGGAGCUGAAGCCGCUGCCGCCACUUCCUCGGCACAAUUUCAGGCAAAGGAGUAAGAAUUCUGUGGUGGAAGACGACCGUGACAAAAAUGGAAAUGAAGAAGAAGAAGAAGAAGAGGAGUUCUUUUCGCCAAGAGGGUCUUCGGGCCGGAGAGAGAGCACCAUUGUCGACGAGCCUGUCCUGUCAAGCUCAAGGCGAGAGUUUUCCGGCAUCGCGUUAGUGGACCGCUAUGGGAGUAGGAGCUUCAAUUCAAGAACUGCAUCGUACCCGUACUCGAAUUCAGGGUCUUCGAGGCCUUCUCUGUCUCGCAGUCCUUCUCCACCUUUGAAUGCCAGCCCCAGGAGCUUGAAGUCGAGCUCGCCAGAAGCCUUUCUCAAAAUUCCGGCUCCGUCCCGAGCACAGCCGAUGAUUCUGCCGCCAAAAACCCCAUCUUUGAAGUCGUGGUCUUCGUCCUCUUCGCAAACAUCAGAAGCAGAGAGAGGUUCAUACGAUGUCAAGAAUGCAGUAGCUUCAGAUGUUUCAGGUGUGAAUAGAGAGCCUGUGGUGGGAAUUCAGAGUGUCCCGAAGCUUCCUCCGCCGCCUCCUCCUGUGCCGCCACCAAGAUUUUGGGAGAGGCCGGCCGCGAUUCGUGAUCCGAUCACGGGACGACCUCCGGUUCUUAUCGCACCUUUAAGACCUGCUGUGUUCCAAAACUUGGCGAAUGACGAAAUGCAGAGUGGUAAUGGCAAUGUUGAGGCUACUAGGCCGAAUGAUGAGGCCCCCAAGCCAAAAUUGAAGCCGUUGCAUUGGGAUAAAGUUCGAGCCACCUCGGAUCGGGCUAUGGUGUGGGAUCAGCUCAGAUCUAGCUCUUUUCAACUCAAUGAGGAGAUGAUUGAGACCCUAUUUAUGGUAAAUAGCUCCAAAUUAGGUGCGAAAGACAGCAUUCCCCGUUCCGUUCUGACUUCAUUGAACCCGGAGAACCGAGUUCUUGAUCCUAAAAAGUCACAGAACAUUGCGAUUUUGUUGAGAGCACUUAAUGUGACCAUUGAGGAAGUAUGUGAAGCUCUCUUAGAGGGUAAUGCCGAUUCUCUGGGGAGUGAAUUACUUGAAAGUUUGCUGAAAAUGGCCCCGACCAAGGAAGAAGAGCAUAAAUUGAAAGAGUUCAAAGAUGAAUCACCAUUUAAACUAGGUCCAGCUGAAAAGUUUCUCAAGGCUUUGCUUGACAUACCUUUUGCAUUUAAAAGGAUCAAUGCAAUGCUUUACAUAGCCAAUUUUGACGCAGAAAUCGAGUAUCUGAAACGGUCUUUCGAAACUUUAAAGGUAGCCUGUCAAGAACUCAGGAACAGCAAGAUGUUCUUGAAGCUAUUGGACGCUGUGCUUAAAACUGGAAACCGCAUGAAUGUAGGUACCAACCGAGGUGAUGCGCACGCAUUCAAGCUGGACACACUUCUCAAACUUGUAGAUGUGAAGGGCACAGAUGGGAAAACUACUCUCUUGCAUUUCGUCGUGCAAGAAAUAGUCAGAGCUGAAGGUUCCCGCUUAUCAGGGAGCGAUCAGAAUGCCAUGCCUGACAUAAAUCAGCAGUCCUCUCUUCGCGAUGAUCUUGAAUUUAGGAAGCUCGGGCUGCAAGUCGUGUCCAGUCUUAGCGGAGAGCUUACCAGUGUAAAGAAAGCAGCUUCCAUGGAUUCAUGUGUUCUUAGUAAUGAAGUUGCGAAACUGGCUCAGGGGGUCGUGAAAGUAAAGGAUGUCGUACAGCUAAGUAGCGAUGUUGCAGCCAGGGAGAGAGGGUCGAAAUUCGCAGAAUUCAUGAAGGGGUUCCUCUCAAAAGCAGAGGAAGACAUCAUGCGGAUCCAGGCCCAAGAAAGUGACUCCCUCUUGCUGGUGAGGGAAAUAACAGAAUAUUUCCACGGCGAUUCGGCUAAAGAAGAGGCACAUCCGUUUCGGAUCUUCAUGGUGGUGAGGGACUUCUUGUCUAUUCUCGAUCAGGUGUGCAAGGAAGUGGGAAAGAUCAACGAGAGAACGAUAUACGGUUCUGCUCGUCCAUUUUCUCUACCGGUGAAUCCUGCCAUUCCGCCACCGUUUCCCAUGUUCGUGGAGAGGAAGCAAUGCGGUAACUCAGAUGAUGAAGGACCGUCUUCAUCAUGAGCAUACUAACUCUUCUCAUCCCGCAUAGAUGUUCUCGAGAUCAAUUUUGCCGGGCAAUGAAUCCCGAACUUGGUCAUGACCUGCUUGAUAGGCUUCUGGGGAAUUGCUUGUGGAAUUGCGCUGAGCUUCACCAUAUAUCUUUUUGGUUCUUAUGUGUUCUGUUAAUGCUUUGAGGUCAAAUAUCUUACGUUAGUGACCAUGAAGAAUUCAUUUAGGAAUAUCGUAAUGGCGACUGUAAUUAGUGAGAUAUGUCUUGUAAAUGUAUGGUUUAUAAGAGAUGUAUCGUAUGUGCAUAUGAUGGAUCUCGCUGCAUAUAUUAUCGAACAAUGAAGCUCCUCGGUGCGUUUAUGGGUUA
Messenger RNA from Syzygium oleosum, 3876 nucleotides. RefSeq names its product formin-like protein 2. The transcript has 4 exons. Gene Ontology annotation, molecular function: actin filament binding. Lineage: Eukaryota; Viridiplantae; Streptophyta; Magnoliopsida; Myrtales; Myrtaceae. Gene Ontology annotation, biological process: actin cytoskeleton organization; actin nucleation. The coding region runs from base 612 to 3521 and encodes 969 amino acids. The record is from RefSeq and is a predicted model, not a curated record.